AUGCCAACGAGCUCUCCGCCGUCCCCGUCACCUAGGACCGUGCCAGGGCCUUCGCCGCCCUCCGCCUCGUCGCCUUCGACUACGAGCCGAGCCGAGGAGCACCACUACGGCGCCCCUGACCCUACUUCCUCAUCGGACGCCGCCUCCCUUGUCGUCGUCUCCGUCACCGUCGUCCAUCGUCGAACCUGCCGCCGUCUGCUGCUCCUAAGAAAUCAUGGGGCCUCCUUGUGCCUACGCGGUGAGCCCGCUUUCGAAACCCCUCCUUCCCCCUUCAUUUCCCCGCUCGUAGCACCGCCGCCCGCAAGACCGAGCCCUGGUCGCCACCAAGGCCGCGAGCUCGACGUAGCUGAGCUCGGCCAGGGCCAGCCCGCCUCACCUUUGAGCUCUCAGGACGCGGCCGCACCGCGCGUGCCCCCUGACCCCGCACAUCCUCGCGCGCGUCCACUCGGGGCCUCCCGCUGCCUUCCCGCGUUCGUCGUCGCCGCAUCUGGAGCUCUGCUCCCGCGUGCGCUCACCACCCUGUUGUCGCUCCCUGGGCCACUCUGCUCCGCGCCCCGGCUCGUUUCGCCCUCUCUGCUCGCGCGCCCUCGCGCCUACGGCGCCUGCGCGCCUCGCCGUGCGACCACCGAGCUUCGUCGCCGCCGUUGCCGUUGUUCUGCUCCUCACCGACCUCCCCCGCUCGCGCAGUUGCCCCGGUCGGCGCGACACGCCGAGCCGGAUCGGACGAGCCUGCCUGCGCAGCGAACGGCUGCCGGAAUCCGCCGGCCGGAGUUCCUCCCCCGCCGCGCCGGAGUUAGCCGCCGACGUGGCCGGCUUAUUUAG
Aegilops tauschii subsp. strangulata is the source of this 822-nucleotide messenger RNA. The record is from RefSeq and is a predicted model, not a curated record. NCBI's taxonomy places the organism in Eukaryota, Viridiplantae, Streptophyta, Magnoliopsida, Poales, Poaceae.